GCAAACGUAUAGUCUUUCCUGAGAAACGAAUUGGGAACAAUGGCGGAUUUGAAAGACGAAAGAGGAAACCCAAUCCAUCUAACCGACGAACACGGAAACCCGGUCCAGCUCACUGAUGAGUUCGGUAACCCCAUGCACAUAACCGGUGUCGCCAGCUCUGCCCCUCAGUACAAGGAGAGUGUUACUGGUAACAUUCAAGAGUAUCGAACCGCAGCAACACCAGCAGGAGUCGCUGUAGGCACCGGUGCAGCUGCCACCACGGCCGCAGGAGUCGCUACUGGUGAAACUACCACGGGGGAGCAGCAACACCAUGAAUCGCUUGGAGAGCACCUUCGUCGCUCAGGAAGUUCAUCAAGCUCUAGCUCGGAGGACGAUGGACAAGGAGGAAGGAGAAAGAAGGGCAUGAAAGACAAAAUCAAAGAGAAGUUAAGUGGUGGUAAGCACAAGGAUGAACAAACCCCCAGCACUGCCACAACUACUGGACCCACCACUACCACUGGAGCCGCCGCCGCCGACCAACACCAUGAGAAGAAGGGCAUUCUCGAGAAGAUCAAGGAGAAACUCCCCGGCCACCACAACCACCACCCGUGAAGACUGAAGUUGUUUUUCGAUUUCAUGAAUAAAUCGCUUGCUACCAAUGUAGAUAGUUUUUUUAAAUCAAUUAUGAAUGUCGUCUAGUAAAAGUCUGCUUGAUUUCUGGUUCAUUAGUGGUUUCCAGUUUGUGAACUUGUAUCAUGUUGCUGCUUUCAUUUAUAAGAAAAAGAUUGUAUGUUUUGUUAGCA
Brassica rapa (field mustard) is the source of this 782-nucleotide messenger RNA. Its product is annotated as late embryogenesis abundant protein. Gene Ontology annotation, cellular component: cytosol. Gene Ontology annotation, biological process: cold acclimation; response to water deprivation; response to abscisic acid. NCBI's taxonomy places the organism in Eukaryota, Viridiplantae, Streptophyta, Magnoliopsida, Brassicales, Brassicaceae. The record is from RefSeq and is a predicted model, not a curated record.